Molecule: messenger RNA, 479 nt
Organism: Drosophila suzukii
Lineage: Eukaryota; Metazoa; Arthropoda; Insecta; Diptera; Drosophilidae
Gene: ND-B15
Product: NADH dehydrogenase (ubiquinone) B15 subunit
Cellular component (GO): mitochondrion
Source: RefSeq, a predicted model, not a curated record
UUUUCAGCUCCAUCACACUGCUGUCAGCUGUUGCUAAAAAUCGAGUUUGCAACACAAAAAUAAAAAAUGGUUCAGUCCAAGGAGGAGCUGGAGUUCAUCAAGCGCAAGCACGAGCACACCUUGAAGCUGCGCGCCGAGUUCCUGAAGCAGAGCUCCAAUCCUUACCGCCAUGCCAGCGGCGAGGGCGGCACCGUGUUCGAUGCUGGAUUAGCCCGCUUCCAGGCGAUGCGUGUCGCUAACUACGAGCACUUCAAGCCCACCGGCAAGUCCUUCCGCACCGGCCUGUUCGCCGUGGUCCUGCCCAUCGCCCUCUACGCCUGGGCCCUGAAGGCGGAACGCGAUGGACGCGAGGAGAAGUACAGGACUGGCCAGGUGGCCUACAAGGAUCGCCAGUUCAAGUUCAUCUAAGCCCGACAUUAAGCCAUUGAUCUUCGAUUUUUAGUGGAAUUAAAAGGAAACCCAAAAGAAGCUAAUGUUAA